AUGGACGCUGACGAAUUCAAGAAAGGAUUUAAAGAGUUCGUGGCUAGACGCGGUACACCAAAAAAGAUCUUGAGUGAUAAUGCGUUAACCUUCAAAGCGACCAAACAGUGGCUAGACAGUCUUACUAAGGAUACGGAUUUGUUUAACUACCUAACGACGCAGAGGAUAACUUGGCAAUUUAAUUUGUCUAGAGCCCCUUGGUGGGGUGGCUUUUUCGAGAGGCUUGUCGGGAUAAUGAAAUCCAGUUUGGCUAAAGUAAUUGGUCCAGCGAUGUUAACGUUCCCCGAGCUUGAAGAAGUUCUGCUGGAUGUUGAAUGCCUUAUGAACAACCGCCCACUCUGCUACCAAGGUGAAGAAUUCGAACAGCCUGUAAUCACACCAAAUUUACUUCUUCGUGGUUAG
Dendronephthya gigantea is the source of this 402-nucleotide messenger RNA. RefSeq lists its product as uncharacterized. Gene Ontology annotation, molecular function: nucleic acid binding. NCBI's taxonomy places the organism in Eukaryota, Metazoa, Cnidaria, Anthozoa, Malacalcyonacea, Nephtheidae. The coding region runs from base 1 to 402 and encodes 133 amino acids. Gene Ontology annotation, biological process: DNA integration. The record is from RefSeq and is a predicted model, not a curated record. The transcript has a single exon.